UUUUCGCAGUUGCCUUCAAGGCCGCAGACGCAUGCAAAUCCUGCGCGUGCUCGGUCUCUUGCUGACCGCGGUGGCGGCGAUGGACCCAAUCGUCAUCAAGGGCCAGCGCAUGUUCAAGUACUCGACGGGCAAAGCGUUCCAGGUCAAGGGCGUCGACUACUACCCGCGGCCCAACGCGGGGAUCCUCGACAUCAACAACUACGACUUCUUCACGGACGAGAACGAGCCGAUUUGGGCGCCGCACAUCAAAGAGUUUGCCGAGCUCGGCGCGAACGCGAUCCGCCUGUACGCCGUCGACCCGUCUCAGAGCCACGACAAGUUCAUGUGCGCGCUCCAAGCCAUCGGCGUCUACGUGCUCGUGGACCUCGCGGCGAGCUGCGAGGGCUGCGCGAUCACCAAGGACGAGUACCCGACGUGCUACCCUGGUUCGCUCAAGACACGCGGCCAGCAAAUCAUCGUCGCGUUCUCAAAGUACAACAACGUCAUUGGCUUCAGCGCCGGUAACGAGGUCAACCAUAUCGUGGCCCGCGCCAAGACGAACGCGCCGUGCCAGAAGAAGUUCAUCCGGGACAUGCGCGCCUUUAUCCGCUCGUGCAACAACGAGAUGCGCCCGAUUCCCGUCGGCGUCGUCACCGCCGACUCGGAGCGCAGCGCAAACGCGAUCUACUACAACUGCCGCACGGACGCCGCAGACACGCUUGAGAACGCAGAGUGGUAUGGCCUCAACACGUACGUGCAGUGCGACCCGGCCGCGACCAGCAGCGUCGUGGGGCCCGGCUACAAACAGCUUCUGGACGACUUUACGUCGUACAAGAUGUCGGUGCCCGUCAUGCUCACCGAGAUUGGCUGCCUCAACGUUGGCUUCCCGACGAUCGACGGCUACGCGGCGCAGCGCACGUGGGUGGACGCGGCGUGGAUGCUCUCGCCGAGCUUCAGCAGUGUCUUCACCGGCGGCUUUGUGUUUGAAUUUUCGACCGAGAACGCCAACUCGAAAGCGGACGCGCCGUACCCGUUCACGUCGUUUGGUGGCCAAAACUACGGGCUCGGGUACUUCUCGCCCGAGACGUGCGACCAUCGCGAGACGCCGUGCACCUUCAACCGCAUGCCCAACUAUGGCCUUCUCGCGUCGCAGUUCAAUGCGUCGAACGAAGCGGCGUCGAUGCCGCAGUCGCCCGAGUACGCGGGCUACCGCACGACGCCGCCAGCGUGUCCGUCCGACUUUGCGACCCUCGCGAGCGCCACGUGGGCCUCGGACGCAGUCACCGACAUGCUCUGCCCGGACCUGACGCAAACGCCGCUCUGCCCGGGCGACACGAUGAUCAACGGCAACGGCGACGUGAUCGCACCGAAAUCGGGCACGUCGCCUGUCCCUGCGGGCGGGACCACGCCGUCGGGCGGCAAAACGCCGUCGUCGGCGACACCGAGCCCGCCGGGCGUCACGACGUCGACACCAGGAGGCCGAGCGACACAAGGAAACAGUGCCACCGCUCUCUCGAUGGCGAUGCCAGUCGCGCUGGCCCUCGCCUCCCUUUUCGCGUAAUGCAUGCAAUCCAACACAUUUUUU
This is a messenger RNA of Saprolegnia parasitica CBS 223.65, 1564 nucleotides long. RefSeq lists its product as hypothetical. Gene Ontology annotation, biological process: cell wall (1->3)-beta-D-glucan biosynthetic process. Gene Ontology annotation, cellular component: cell wall. The transcript is spliced from 4 exons. Gene Ontology annotation, molecular function: 1,3-beta-glucanosyltransferase activity. The record is from RefSeq and is a predicted model, not a curated record. Bases 32 to 1540 code for a protein of 502 amino acids. Lineage: Eukaryota; Oomycota; Saprolegniomycetes; Saprolegniales; Saprolegniaceae.